AUUUGCCACAACAAUCUCUCAAGUCUCAAAACAACAACCCGUCUUUGCUAAGAAAGAAAAGCUUUUAUUCAUAUUAGUUCAUAAGAUGUCUAAAGCUCAGUCAUCAGUUACCCUCCUCAUAUGCCUCAACCUAAUAUUUUUCUCUUUGGUGAGUUGCCAUUAUGUCCCUUGCCCACCACCACCACAUACCUCUAAACCCCCUAGCCCUAGCGGUGGCCACCAUGGAGGGAAGUCACCGACGCCAGUGCCAUCAGGCCCGUCACCACCAAGCAAAUCACCAGCAACGCCAGUGCCAUCAGGCCCGUCACCGCCUAGCAAAUCACCAACACCAGUGCCAUCAGUCCCGUCACCACCUAGCAAAUCACCAACACCAUCAUCACAAGGCAACUGUCCCAUAGAUGUCCUCAAGUUGGGAGCUUGUGCCAAUGUAUUGGGUAACUUGCUUGGGCUUGUCAUUGGAACUCCACCACAGAGUUCAUGUUGCUCUCUCCUACAAGGGUUGACCGACCUUAAUGCAGCAGUUUGCCUUUGCACAGCCAUUAAAGCGAAUGUUUUAGGGAUCAACCUUAACGUCCCUAUCUCGUUGAGUUUGUUGCUCAACAACUGUGGCAAAGGGGCACCCUCUGGCUUCCAAUGUUCUUAAACUAUUACUCUGAGGGGUCAUCAAAAUCUCAAGUAUUAUUUCCAUGUUACAGCAUUAGAGCAGCUUGAAACUGUUUUAUUCAUAAUUGUAUACGUAUUUCUUUUUUUGCUUUUUUUUUUUUUUUCUGUUGUAUACCACCAAGCCUAAGAUGAUAGACUUGUAGUAAUCUUUUCAAUUCAAGGGAGAAAGACAUACAUGAGUUUUCUUGAAUAAAAUUGAACAAUAUGUUUGAUAAA
Messenger RNA from Beta vulgaris subsp. vulgaris (sugar beet), 879 nucleotides. Its product is annotated as lipid transfer protein EARLI 1. Lineage: Eukaryota; Viridiplantae; Streptophyta; Magnoliopsida; Caryophyllales; Amaranthaceae. The record is from RefSeq and is a predicted model, not a curated record. The coding region runs from base 86 to 643 and encodes 185 amino acids. The transcript has a single exon.